UGGCAAAGCUGUAAACCUGAACGCCUCCUUCUCUCUUUUUCUUUUUCUCCCCCCCCCCCCCCCUCAAUAGGCCGGAAAUUAAAUAAAAAAUGUUGCUAUAAUGGAGGUACUUGUUUCCUCGGAACACUCUGUAUUUGUCCCGUGCAAUUCUAUGGACGUCAUUGUGAAUUUGAAAAGUGGCCAGCAGAUUGUCCUGGUGGUAUUCUAAAUGCUGAAUGGGUAAUUAGAGAUUGUUCAUUAUGCAGAUGUUUAUCAGGAGAAUUAUACUGCUUGCUCCCUGUUCCAGAAUGUGGUAAGUAA
Messenger RNA from Staurois parvus, 300 nucleotides. Lineage: Eukaryota; Metazoa; Chordata; Amphibia; Anura; Ranidae. The record is from the annotation of a GenBank genome assembly.